Molecule: messenger RNA, 1239 nt
Organism: Verticillium alfalfae VaMs.102
Lineage: Eukaryota; Fungi; Ascomycota; Sordariomycetes; Glomerellales; Plectosphaerellaceae
Product: N-glycosylase/DNA lyase
Exons: 3
Coding region: 1-1239 (412 amino acids)
Biological process (GO): base-excision repair, AP site formation; base-excision repair; nucleotide-excision repair
Cellular component (GO): nucleus
Molecular function (GO): 8-oxo-7,8-dihydroguanine DNA N-glycosylase activity; damaged DNA binding
Source: RefSeq, a predicted model, not a curated record
AUGGCCCCCGUCAGGGUCACCGAGUGGCGCAAGUUGCCACUGAGCCUCACAGAGCUUUGUAUCGAUACAACACUGCGCUGCGGCCAAUCCUUUCGAUGGCGGAAGAUCAAUGACGAAUGGUGCUGCACGCUGCAUGGCCGAAUCAUCUCACUGAAGCAAGACCCGACUCACCUUCACUACCGCUCAAUCUGGCCCGCCGCAGCCCAGCGACCCCAAACCGCACCAACCGUGAAGACGGAGUCUUCAGAGGACGACACGGAGGAGCUGCUCAAGCACUAUCUCAGCUUGAAGCUGGACCUGACGAGCUUGUAUGAGCAGUGGUCAGAAGCGGACGCCAAUUUCCGCAAGAGGGCACCCAAGUUUGGAGGUGUCCGCAUGCUGAGCCAGGAUGCGUGGGAGGCCCUAAUCAGCUUCAUAUGCAGCAGCAACAACAACAUAUCCAGGAUAUCACAAAUGGUACACAAACUCUGUCUGCAUUAUGGCCCGCUCAUCGGGCACAUCAACGAGGAGCCUUUCCACGAUUUCCCCACGCCGGAUGCCCUGACGGGCAAGCAGGUCGAGUCGCACCUCCGCGAGCUCGGUUUCGGCUAUCGCGCCAAGUACAUCGCCGAGACGGCACGUGUCGUUUCCUCGGAGAAGCCCAAGGGGUGGCUGGCAAGCCUGGCGAACCCAGCGAACCCAAAUAUCCGCGCCGCAUCCGAGGCCGAGGACGAGAAGAUCGUGUCACCACCGACGUACAAGGAGGCACACGAGGCGCUGCUCGCCCUCGCUGGCGUGGGUCCCAAGGUGGCAGACUGCGUGUGUCUCAUGGGCCUUGGGUGGGGGGAGGCUGUGCCUGUGGACACGCACGUGUGGCAGAUUGCGCAGAGGGACUACAAGUUUGGCAAGAGCAGGACGAAGACGUUCAGCAAGGCCAUGUACGAUGCGGUGGGAGAUCACUUUCGGCAGCUGUGGGGGGAGUAUGCGGGGUGGGCGCAUUCCGUCUUGUUCACGGCCGAUCUCAAGACGUUUGAAGGGAGGGUGGCUAAGAAAGAAGAGGAGGAAGUGUUGGCUGUGAAGGGAGAGGCUGGCGAGGAUGCGAUUGUAAAGAUUAAGCGGGAAGUCGUGGAAGAUGAGGCGUCCCCGCCUUUGACGGGAAAGAAGCGCAAGACUGUCCAGACGAAGGUCAAGAUUGAGGUUGAGGAAGCGGCAGAUGCACACCCAAAACGGAGGAGGACUCGGUCUCAGAAGGCACUGUGA